AUGAAAUUAUCACCUUCGGAUGUUUUUCUCUUUGUAGUUCGAGUAUUUAUAAUGUUGCAUUCAAUUGUAUUUGAUCUAUUUGUUAUAUCAAUAAUUACUACAGCUGAUCCCGGGUUACCAAUUAAUACCGAUCCGUACGCAGCACAACCACCUCCACCGCCGCCACCACCUCCAUAUAAUUACUAUGAAUAUCGAUCUCAACAACAACAACAACAACAACAACAACAAACAACACCAUCAAAGAAUACAGGCAAACGAAGUCAAGAUACCAAUAAUUAUCCUGAGCAACAAUAUCAGCCAUCUUCAUUGGCAGUGACAUACGGCAAUGUAGCAAACAAAAAAUCAUCGCCCAAUCAAUGCAAAUUGCAUAUUAAUUGCCCAAAUGCUCGAAGUCGAGUUACACUCGAUAUUCAAGGACCUCCUGGGCCACCGGGUCCGCCAGGUAAACAAGGCAUGCAAGGUCCAAGUGGUCCUCCAGGUCUACCUGGACCACCAGGUCGUGACGGCUAUUUGAAUUUAAAAUCAGCGUUCUUUGUUGCUUUAAAUAAAACAUAUUCUCUUCAAGAGAGUGCCGCUAUUGUCAUAUGGGAUGAUGUUAUAUUAAAUAAAAAUAAUAAUCUGAAUAACAAUACUGGUAUCUACUACGCACCUAUUAGUGGUUUAUAUGAAUUUAGUUUAACAGUGUGUGUACCAGCAAAUCAUAUUGCAUCGGUAUCGUUAUGCAAAAAUACGGAAAAUAUUGUACCUUUAUGGGUCGAAGGAUUUUUAACGGCAGUUAAAAAUCAAAAAGUACCUAUUUGGAAUACAGCAUCAACAACAGUCGUUUUAUAUUUAAUCAAAGGCGACCGAAUUUAUAUACGUGCACAAUCACGUGAAGAUGGAGAUUACUAUUUCAAAACAGCAUUAUACGGUUGGAGAUAUUCAACAUUUGGUGGAUUUUUGAUACAUGAAGACAAUUAA
Molecule: messenger RNA, 960 nt
Organism: Rotaria socialis
Lineage: Eukaryota; Metazoa; Rotifera; Eurotatoria; Philodinida; Philodinidae
Source: the annotation of a GenBank genome assembly